Colletotrichum navitas is the source of this 692-nucleotide messenger RNA. Its product is annotated as RNA polymerase Rpb6. Lineage: Eukaryota; Fungi; Ascomycota; Sordariomycetes; Glomerellales; Glomerellaceae. Gene Ontology annotation, cellular component: RNA polymerase III complex; RNA polymerase II, core complex; RNA polymerase I complex. The coding region runs from base 1 to 459 and encodes 152 amino acids. The record is from RefSeq and is a predicted model, not a curated record. The transcript is spliced from 4 exons. Gene Ontology annotation, molecular function: DNA binding. Gene Ontology annotation, biological process: transcription by RNA polymerase I; tRNA transcription by RNA polymerase III; transcription by RNA polymerase II.
AUGUCUGACUUUGGCGAUGAUGAUGUCGGCGGAGGCGACGAGCCCAUGUACGAGGACGAGGCGGCCGACUACUGGGAUCCCGAGGUGCCCGCUGAUGACGAGGAUGUCGGACGGGCCGAGGGUGAUGAGGAUGCCGAUAACGUGGUUGUGUCGGGAGACCCGUCGGCUGCGGCGAACGCGGGCAAGGGAAACGAGAAGUCGCACCGCGACAAGAAGAUUCCCGAUGACCAGCGGACUACAACGCCAUACAUGACCAAGUAUGAGCGUGCCCGCAUUCUCGGCACGCGCGCGCUCCAAAUUAGUAUGAAUGCGCCGGUGUUGGUGGACCUGGAAGGAGAGACGGAUCCUCUUCAAAUCGCGAUCAAGGAGCUCCGAGAGAAGAAGAUCCCUCUAAUCGUACGCCGGUACAUGCCCGAUGGAUACUACGAGGAUUGGACUUGCGAGGAGCUUCUCCAGUAAGAGGGGAGACCAAUGGUUUUCGUCACUUACGGGUCAAAGAGAGACAUGCACACACGACUAGAUGCAAGGCACCUUAUACCCAUCUCCUAUUGUCGUUGCCUCAAGAGUAGUCAGAUCCGCCCCCCGAGCCAGGUCCUCCAAAUCCGUUUUCUCCGUCUCUCCCGAGCCUGCUCGCGUCACUAUUGCUACGCAAGAAGUUUUUGAAGGACAGCAACACCCAUCCCUCCUUAACA